Molecule: messenger RNA, 573 nt
Organism: Alnus glutinosa
Lineage: Eukaryota; Viridiplantae; Streptophyta; Magnoliopsida; Fagales; Betulaceae
Exons: 1
Coding region: 1-573 (190 amino acids)
Molecular function (GO): protein binding
Source: RefSeq, a predicted model, not a curated record
AUGAAAAGAAAAAGAAGUUCAACAGCCUCUGAUGCCCAAAAUGGCGACAAGGACGCAGAGGAAGUUGCCAAUGAAGGAAUUCGAAGCAUAACAGAUCUCCCAGAACCCGUCUUUCUCACAAUUCUGCUUCAACUUCCCAUGAAGACAAUUCUCAUUUGCAGGUGUGUAUGCAAACCUUGGCGCAAUCAUAUAUCCAGUUCCAAAUUUGCUAAGUUGUACUCUAGAAAAGCACGUGCUUGUCUCCUGAUUCGAACCAAUGAUCCUAAACGUGUUUCAAGAACCAUCCACCUUGUUGAGCUUGAACAUGAAAAUUUCGAUCUGGGGUGUUUAUUUUGUGAUGCCGGUUGCCCUCAGUGUGACCUUCAUGUAAACAUGGAACUUGACACCAAAGUUAAGCUUCCAUUACGUGAUGCCAAGAUGGUACUCAACAGCAGAGAUGAUGUCACUUCCAGUGUGAAGCUUAAUCCUAAAGUUGGAGUAAGCAAGAAAAAGUGUUUCAUUGCCUCAAAAAACCCCAAAGACCACAAGUUUGGCUUAGUGAACCCGUGUGAAAGGGUUGCUUUGCUUGUCUGA